UAGCACGAGCCUCGCUGAGUCCUCUCGGUCAGCAAUAUAAAACACUGUACGCUCAAACUACCGUGGACUGGACUCGCCGGUGACAUCGCUGGCGGGCUCUCGACUCUCCGUCUCAAAUAAUAGGAAAUCGCCCAAUUAAACCCCCACCCCUGAAGAAAGAAAUCUCUAUGCCACACUCGUCAUCCGAUCUAAAUUAUUGUCGACAACGAUCAAUAUAUUCUUGUAUAGAGAGGGAUUUAGGGUUGAGAUUUUGGCAUGGCUAUACUUUACGCUGUGGUGGCUCGGGGAACGGUGGUGCUGGCGGAGUUCAGCGCGGUGACAGGAAACAUUGGGGCGGUGGUGCGACGGAUCUUGGAGAAGCUCCCGGAUGAGGAGGAGUCAAGGCUCUGCUUCUCUCAGGAACGAUAUAUCUUUCAUAUACUCAGAUCCGACGGCCUCACCUUCCUAUGCAUGGCCAACGACACCUUUGGCAGGAGAAUUCCAUUUUCAUACUUGGAGGAUAUACACAUGAGAUUCAUGAAAAACUAUGCCAGAGUGGCCCAUUAUGUUCCAGCUUAUGCAAUGAAUGACGAGUUCUCUAGAGUCUUGCAUCAGCAAAUGGAAUUUUUCUCGAGUAAUCCUAGUGCAGAUACUCUAAAUCGUGUGAGAGGUGAAGUUGGUGAGAUACGCACAAUCAUGGUGGAAAACAUUGAGAAAAUAUUGGAAAGGGGUGAUCGAAUUGAGCUUCUUGUCGACAAAACUGCGACAAUGCAAGACGGUGCAUUUCAUUUCAGAAAACAAUCUAAGAGGCUUCGUCGAGCUCUUUGGAUGAAAAAUGCCAAACUCUUGGCCAUGUUAACAUGCUUGAUUGUUCUGUUGCUGUACAUAAUAAUUGCUGCCUGCUGUGGCGGCAUUACUCUUCCUUCAUGUAGAUCUUGACUCUCACUCUCGUUUCUAAGGUACGUUGUUAUUGGCCAUGUCAGGAGGCUUCAGUGAAUUCAACCUUUGAAUUCAUGGUUUGUGUGGAAAUUUAGUAUCUGAAACUUCUACAUGGUUCCAAAUAGUACAGUAUUACUGGAUGUGGGUGGUCUCGCAUUGAAAUGUGAGUCUGAUGAGUUGCUGUCACUUUGUUAUUGUUCAAUUUUGUAUCGUGUAAAAAUGUGUGGAUUAUUAUAAUUGUUCUCUCAAGAUAAAUUAUUGAGGUUCAAAUUUCCUUUAUGUGA
Messenger RNA from Tripterygium wilfordii, 1202 nucleotides. Its product is annotated as vesicle-associated membrane protein 714-like. Gene Ontology annotation, cellular component: membrane. The coding region runs from base 256 to 918 and encodes 220 amino acids. Gene Ontology annotation, biological process: vesicle-mediated transport. The record is from RefSeq and is a predicted model, not a curated record. The transcript has 4 exons. NCBI's taxonomy places the organism in Eukaryota, Viridiplantae, Streptophyta, Magnoliopsida, Celastrales, Celastraceae.